AUGAGACUAAUAAGUAUUUUAUAUUGCAUAAUAUUUGCAUUAGGUAUAGUAGCUAAGACACAUACUUUCCAUUUUAAUGCCAGUUAUAUUAUUGCCAAUCCAGAUGGGGUUCAUGAACGUAGAGUUAUAGGAAUUAAUAAUGAAUGGCCACUACCUACCAUCAGAAUUAAGAAGAAUGAUCGGGUUGAAAUAUAUUUGACCAAUUCAUUAGAAGACAGAAAUACUUCGCUACAUUUUCAUGGGUUGUUCCAACAAGAGUCUAACUCAAUGGAUGGUCCUGAAAUGGUAACCCAAUGCCCAAUCGCACCCGGAUCUACAUUUUUGUAUAACUUCACUGUCAGUGAACAGGCAGGAACCUAUUGGUAUCAUUCACAUUCUGGGGCUCAAUACAGCGAUGGGCUUAGGGGUGUAUUCAUAGUUGAAGAUGAUGAAAGAUUGCCGUUUAUAUAUGAUGAGGAAGUCACAUUAACGGUUAGCGAUUGGUAUCAUUUGGAAUAUCCUGAUGUCAUGAGUAGUUUUUUGAGUAGAUAUAACCCAACGGGUGCAGAACCAAUACCACAGAACUCGCUUUUCAAUGAUACGAAGAAUGCUACUUGGCAUGUGAAGCCGGAUACGACAUAUUUAGUUCGGAUUGUGAAUAUGGGUAUGUUUACAUCCCAAUAUUUGUACAUUGAAGACCAUUCUUUCACUAUUGUUGAAAUUGAUGGUAACUUGGUAGAACCAGUAGAAACUGAUUCUUUGUAUAUAGCAGUUGCACAGAGAAUUUCCGUCUUGGUACACACAAAAAAAUCUAAGGCUAAAAAUUAUAGAUUUGUUAAUAUAAUUGAUGAAGAAAUGUUAGAUUUCUUACCAGAUGAAUUACUAAUUAUUUCCACAAAUUGGGUUGCAUACAAUGACAAGGAAUUACCUCAUCCUUUAAAGAAUGGUCUCAAUGAAUUCGCAAAGCUUACUGAAAAGCUUAAGCCGGUUGAUGAUUUUGAUUUAAGACCAUUAUCAAAAGAAGCCCUCUUUCCGGAUUAUGACUACCAGAUACACCUUGAUUUCACAAUGGAUAACUUAGGGGAUGGGGUUAAUUAUGCGCUUUUUAAUGAUAUAACCUAUGUUCCACCAAAAGUCCCUACUUUGUUAACGGUCUUAUCAAGUGGUAAGUAUGCUGGAGACACAGAAAUCUAUGGGUCAAAUACUAAUACCCACAUAUUACAGCAUAAUGAAAUCGUAGAAAUAGUCCUUAAUAAUAGAGAUGCAGGCAAACACCCCUUCCAUUUGCAUGGGCAUAAUUUUCAAGUAAUUUCAAGAUCUGAAGCAGGAGAGGACGAGGAGAAUCCAAUUUUAUAUGAUCCAAAGAAUCCAGAUCAUACUAACUUUCCAGAUUUCCCCAUGGUUCGUGAUACUGUCAUGGUAAACCCAAACGGUUUUAUUGUUAUAAGAUUCAAGGCAAAUAAUCCAGGUGUUUGGUUUUUCCAUUGUCAUGUAGACUGGCAUUUAGAACAAGGGCUUGCAAUUACCCUUGUUGAAGCUCCGUUUGAAAUACAAAAAUCCCAAAAUAUAUCUUCUAACCAUUGGGAUGCUUGUGCCUUGGCUAACAUAUCAAGCAAAGGUAAUGCAGCUGGUAAAUACGGGGAUUCUAAGGAUAUUUGGCAUGACUUGAGUGGAGAGAAUUUACAACCUGAACCAUUGCCAGCCGGCUUCACUCUGAAAGGUUAUAUUGCAUUCCUCAUUUGUUCGUUGUGUGCCGUAUUUGGAUUGUACUCUAUAUACAAGUAUGGUAUGGAAGAUAUCAAAAAUGAUAGCAAUGAGGCAGUGGUUCAUAAACUUUACCGAAUUUUAGAAACACACGGCGCUUUAGACGAAAGUGAACAAUCGGCAUUAUUUAGUGUAAAUAGUAGGGAAUAA
Molecule: messenger RNA, 1893 nt
Organism: Debaryomyces fabryi
Lineage: Eukaryota; Fungi; Ascomycota; Pichiomycetes; Serinales; Debaryomycetaceae
Gene: FET33
Product: putative oxidoreductase
Exons: 1
Coding region: 1-1893 (630 amino acids)
Biological process (GO): cellular response to iron ion starvation; reductive iron assimilation
Molecular function (GO): copper ion binding; ferroxidase activity
Source: RefSeq, a predicted model, not a curated record